GGUAUAAGAUGAGCUCCGUUAAUCUUGUUGACGAGUUGACCUGUCCAAUAUGCCUGGAAUUGUAUGACUGCCCCGUCUCGUUACCCUGUCUUCACAGCUUCUGUACAGAAUGCCUACAAAAUCUUACACACAGCAGCGGUGGUACCACAGUGACGUGCCCCCAGUGUCGGAUCGACGCCCAGGUUCCCGCUGGGGGUGUAAAGAAAUUCCCUAAGAAUUUCCAUCUGGCAAAUAUUGUACAGAAAGUUAAACAGCACAACGAGCAGAAAGAAUCGUCAGAAAUGAAAAAUAAAGAUGCCCAAAAUGACCACUCUGAUAUGAGGGAGCAAACUCAAGAAUCAAGCGAACAUCCGUCUUCAUAUGAUUUUGUGCCGCAUUAUCCUCCGAGAUUUAAACACCCUCACGGCCCUCCUUGGCGACAUCAUCCCCCACCUCCACCUGGUUGUCAUGGACGAGGUCCACAUCCUCCUCCCCCUCCACAUGGGCCACACCCACGACAUCCCGGUGGACCACAUGGUCGUCAUCGCCCACCUAGGCAUCAUCAUGGACACCCCCGGCAUCACCCUCCACCUUGGCAUCAUUUUAGAGGCCCACCGCCUCCUGAAUAAAUUAUUAAUUAAUAUUUUUAUAUUUGGCAAUUGCAGUACUAUAAUUUAAAAAAUAAA
Molecule: messenger RNA, 665 nt
Organism: Saccostrea echinata
Lineage: Eukaryota; Metazoa; Mollusca; Bivalvia; Ostreida; Ostreidae
Exons: 2
Coding region: 9-608 (199 amino acids)
Biological process (GO): positive regulation of DNA-templated transcription
Cellular component (GO): chromatin; nucleoplasm
Molecular function (GO): ubiquitin-protein transferase activity
Source: RefSeq, a predicted model, not a curated record